Molecule: messenger RNA, 2855 nt
Organism: Rana temporaria (common frog)
Lineage: Eukaryota; Metazoa; Chordata; Amphibia; Anura; Ranidae
Gene: TMEM260
Product: transmembrane protein 260
Exons: 17
Coding region: 249-2372 (707 amino acids)
Source: RefSeq, a predicted model, not a curated record
CUCCUCCCCUCCUUUCUUUAUCUUCUCAAUGAGUUGAUGUCAUUGCUUGCUCUGUUUCCAUGGCGGUGAAUGAAAGAGAGGCUUGGUUCACAGGAACAGGCAGUGCUGAAGCCAAGCCUUUUCUCCUCUCUGUCUUUUCAAUGAGUUCACGUAGUAGCGUGGAUAGUGUCCUGAGGGUAACCUGUUUUGCUUGUUCUUGCUGGGAGACAGAACGCAAAUCUAUGUAGAGCUCUGUAACCAAGGAGGAAAUGGCGGCACAGAAAAGUGUAAAGAAAGUUGCCAAAGAUCCCAGAGUACAAGAUGGGCAUCACCAUAUCACAUGGACCCUGGCUGUGUUCACGUGUGUGCUGGGAGUGUACAUUAAAACCGUACACCCGUCUGUCCCUGGCGGAGAUUCAGGGGAACUGAUCACAGCCGCAUAUGAGCUUGGAGUUGCUCAUCCCCCUGGAUAUCCCCUGUUUACUCUGCUCGCUAAGGCAGCAAUGGCUUCGAUACCAAUUGGCUCCAUUGCAUAUCGUGUCAAUUUUCUUUGUGGUCUGUUUGGAGCAGCAGCUGCAUCUCUGUUGUUUAGUGCAACAUUCAGGCUCUCUGGCUCAUAUGCGGCAGGAAUCCUUGCUGCAGGGUUAUAUUCAUUUUCACGUCUAACAUGGCAGUGGUCCAUUGCAGCCGAGGUUUUCAGCCUAAACAAUCUGUUUGUGGCGCUGCUCAUAGCUCUAACAGUGGAGUUUAAGAAGGCGAAGACUGCAAGAGACAGAUCAAAGGUUUCUCUGUAUGGUGCUUUCUGCUGUGGAAUUAGUCUGUGUAAUCAGCACACUAUUGUGCUGUACAUUGUGUGCAUAGUACUAUGGGUUUUCUUUCAGCUGGUCUCUCAUAAGGAAUUGUCCUUGAAACAUUUGCUGAAGUUAGCUGCAUGCUUCGCCGGGGGACUCUUACCGUAUUUGUACCUCAUUGUCUCCUCGUACUUCAAUCAAGCGCAGUGGACCUGGGGAGACCAGACAUCCAUUCAAGGGCUCCUGACUCAUUUACUUCGAGAGGAGUACGGGACAUUCAGUCUGGCGAAGUCGGAAACAGGAUCCAGCAUGAAAGAAAUUCUGAUGUUCCAAAUAAGUCACAUGUUCACAGAGGUCACUCCCCUGGCUCCAGCCUUAGCCAUUCUAGCAUUGAUACUCUGUGUUAUAAAUCGAAGCUCAAACAUGUCAGAGGUUGGUCUCUUUGCCAUGAUGCUGCUCAGCUAUUCCUUGUUUUUCUCUUGGAGGGCAAAUUUGGACAUUGCUAAGCCUCUGUUCUUGGGAGUGGUGGAGAGAUUUUGGAUGCAGAGCAAUAUUGUGGUGUGUGUGUUAGCAGGCCUCGGCCUAGCUUCCUUGGCACGCAGCGUUUCUGCGAAGUUGACCAACAAGCACUGGAUCUUCUACACAGAAUGGAUUUUCACUGUUGUCUUAGUUGCUCGUCAGAUAAGGGUUAACUAUAGCCUUUGCGACCAAAGCAGCAAUUAUGUGGUAGACAUGUUUGGAAGAAACAUUUUGUCCUCCUUCCCAUUAAACGCCAUCAUUUUGCUGAGAGGCGAUUUGCCAGGAAACUCAUUGCGUUAUCUUCAUUACUGUGAAGGACUUCGUCCUGACCUAUCCUUAGUGGAUCAAGAGAUGAUGACAUAUGAAUGGUAUGUACCAAAGACUGCAAAACACUUACCAAAUGUUCAUUUUCCUGGUAAUCGAUGGAACCCAGUAGAAACAAAGCUUCCAGAUGGAACAGCGACUUUCAGCCUCCUCCGUUUUCUCAAAGUAAAUGAACACAGGGAAAUAUUUGUAUGCAUUGGACUGAAUGAAGGUGAUCCAACAUGGAGGAAAAGCUACUCGUUGUGGCCAUGGGGAUCGUGUGAGAAGUUUGUCCCAACAAAUAUACCUUUCGAUGCAGAGGAAUGGACCACACUCACCACCAAUCUGUAUAACUGGACAGAGGAGUAUGAAAAGUUUGAACAGUCGUCCUGGGAAGCAGUGGCCAAUGGCGAGAUGUGGGAAGCAAGAGUUAAAACUGCCUUUUUUAUCUUUGAUCUGGCUGAAUCUGCUCACUUAUCUGCAGUGGUCAAGAAUCAACUCUACUUCUAUUCUUACAAGUUGUACAGAGAAGUUAUUAACAAACAAGAGAAUCACCCCAUCACUUGGCACAAAAACUAUGCCAUUGCUUGUGAACGAAUGCUACGCCAACAAAGACGUGACAUCGACCCGGGAAUGCUUUUGGAUGAUGCCAUCAAACAUUUUUCUGCAUACGCCAGCAAGGCAAAAGAUGAUAAUCAAAGGGAUGCAAUAUUACACGCUGUUCAAUACUUCAAAGAGGAGCGCCUGCGACUUAAACACAGUCUGAAAGGAAACACGUGAUGUACGUUCAGAGUCUUAGAAGAAACCGCUGCAAUAAAGAAGACCUACUGACUUUAGAAUCUUGGGGCAGCCACUUUAGGCUCCUGGGGCAGCCAUUUUGACGCCGCUGAUUUUCCAGUACAAAAUUAUGUAAAAGAAGCACAAUGGGGAGUAUAUUUUGGGUGGUAAAACUACAUAGAAGUCUGGUUUAUCAGUUUAAGAGGACUUCUCCAAAGCAAAGCUGAGUUUUUUUUUUUUUUUCGGCAACUCAAUCAAUAUUUACUAAAGUGUGGCCUGUGAGGUUAUUGGUUUCCAGUGACCUGUCUGAGGCACAGUGAAGGCAGCCAUGUUGUGAGGUGCUAAAAAUGUCUGUGUAAUGUGUGGUAAUAAUGACUUCUUCUGUAUGAAGGUUCACAUCCUCUUCUAACUGCUUACUGUAUUUAUUGGCAUAUAACACUCACUUUUUUACCCUGAAAAUAGAGGAAAAAACUGUGCCUGCGUGUU